ACCCGCCCCUUUACAAUAACCCCCAACCUACAAAAUGACUAAUGCUCUGACUGUUAAAGCAGUGCCCUUGUAACGUCUGAAUCUGCGUUCACUGGUGAAAUACAGUGUGUUAAAUUUAUCUCAAUUCGACGUUGAGGUUUAUUUUCUCUGCUGCUUGGUCUGUGUUAAGGUUAGCUCUCGUGUUAAAUUGCUACGACGAGACUGACGUGACAUUUACGUUAAUUCAUUCAUACACAACAACAAUGGCAGCACAGGAUUUUAAUUUCUUGCUUGCGACGGAUUCUUACAAGGUUUGCACUGCAGCCAAAUGGCAAAGGUCUGGAUGAUUACCAAGAAGUCUUUUUAUUAGCGCCAACAACCCCUGAAAACAAGUCCAAAGCAGCAGCACAGCCAAAAGGAUUCCUCCAAUGUGUCAUCACAAUCACAUAAUAGAAUCUGAUUUGAUUAGCCGGGACUACGACGGUGGUGUAACUGCCAAGAUGGCGACGGCUGGGACCACCCUCUUUGAGCUUCACAGGCUCACCAGAAACCAAUGGAUCACACACUACAAACAGUACCCUCCAAAUGUCAGCAAAAUCUACUCCUACUUUGAAUGCAGACGCAAGAAAGGCUCCCAGUUCAGUGAAGUGGUGUUCUUCGGUCUUCAGUAUCUGCUGAAAAAGUACCUCAUAGGCCAAGUUGUCACAGAGGAGAAGAUUCAGGAAGCCAAGAUCUUCUACCAGAUGCACUUCAAACAGGCGGUGUUUGAUGAGGAAAGCUGGAGGAAAGUCCUUGAGAAACACGAUGGCCGUCUACCUAUCCGGAUCAAAGCGGUCCCUGAGGGGAGAAUUGUACCGAGAGGCAACGUGCUCUUCACUGUGGAAAACACAGAUCCCGACUUCUACUGGCUCACCAACUACAUUGAGACCAUGCUGGUCCAGAUGUGGUAUCCCAUCACAGUAGCCACCAUAUCCAGGGAGUUUAAGAAGAUCCUGGCCAAGCACCUGAAGGCCACCUCCGGAGGCCUGGAAGGUCUCGACCUGAAACUUCAUGACUUUGGCUACAGAGGAGUCUCCUCACAGGAGUCUGCAGCAUUAGGUGGAGCAGCUCACCUGGUUAACUUCUGCAGUACCGACACAGUUGCUGGGCUGCUGAUGGCUCAGCGCUACUAUGGCUGCCCGAUGGCUGGCUUCUCUAUUCCAGCAGCAGAACACAGCACCAUCAUCUCCUGGGGGAGGAGCAGGGAGAAGGAGGCGUUUGAGCGAGUCCUUGACCAGUUCUCCUCGGUGCCAGUGUCAGUAGUCAGUGACAGCUACGACAUCUUUAACGCCUGUAAACACAUCUGGGGAGACGAGCUGAAGGAGCGCGUCAUGGAGCGCAACCAGGACUCAUGUCUGGUCAUCAGGCCGGACUCUGGCGACCCCGCAGAGACUCUUAUUGAGGUCAUCAAGAUUUUGGGGGAGCGUUUUGGCUUUUCUCUGAACUCUGUGGGAUACAAGGUUCUGCCUGCUUGCCUGCGAAUUAUUCAAGGAGACGGCAUUGACCUCAGCUCAGUGGAAGAGAUUCUUCAGAAGCUGAGUGAUGAAGGCUGGAGUGCUGAGAACAUCUUCUUUGGUUGUGGCAGUGCUUUGCUUCAGAAACUCAACAGAGAUACACUCAGCUGUGCCUUUAAGUGCAGCUAUGUGGAGACUAACGGCAAAGGGAUGGACGUGUACAAGCAGCCAGUGACCGACCCAUCCAAGGGGUCAAAGAGGGGUCGAUUGUUACUGAGGAGAAACUCUGACGGCUUCUUAGAGACAAUAGAGAGAGGGGCAGGCAAGCCUGAGGAGGACCUGCUAGUGACUGUUUUUGAGAAUGGCAGCCUGAUGCAGGACUACACCCUUGAGGAGAUCAGGAAGAACGCUCGGCUGAGGGACGAGGAGGUGAACCCCACCCUGCACAACCAUGAACAGGAGCUGUUGCACAAACACAUCAUCAACGGGGUUCAUUAGAUCAACUCACAACGCCAAAUAAUACUUGAGUUUUUAACAGGGUGCACUGGAAAGAAGACUGCAGUGUUUCUGAAAGGCACCCAUCUAAGUAUAAACUGAACAUGUUGAAGGAGAGUGAAAAGCUGUUUCUUACAAUACACAACAUUUUAAUACAACAAAAUAUGAAUACGGUAUUACCGAUUAUGGUAAUCAUCAGGUAUGGGUUACACUUGCUAAUGCACUCAGUAAGAGUGCUUGAUAUACAAUAUUAGAUUUUAAGGUGUCGGCCUCAUACCUCAGCAGAACAACAUAUUGCGGCAGCCUACUUCCUGCCCUUUAGUAUAGCACAAGCCAUGUACAGUAUGUAAAUGAAGACAUCACAACACUGACCAGUAGGGCUAAAUAAUCUGAUUGUGCAGCACUGCAAAGGUUUGGACAAGAAAACAAUGAAGCCAUACCUGUUGUUUCUGUUUCAUGAUUGCUCAUGCUACUGGCUCACAAAGCACAUGAUGAAACUCCAAUACCUAAUAUUGAAUAGAUUUUAAAAACUAUAUGAAAUGAAAAAUCAUAUGAAUAAAUUGUGUAGAAUAUAUGAAUAAACCAAUAUUUUUUUUAAUAAUUGAAGAAAUGGUUAGAACUCAACUCAUUAUAUAAUUAUAGUUUAAUUAUGAAUCAUUCAUCAGUAUAAUGAAAGUACAUUUAUUUCAAAAUGCCCUUUUCAAAAGGAAGCUUCUGAAUUCAUACUAAUAAUCAAAUGAUCAGUCACUUCUUCAUGACAGUGGUGUUGUCACCGCCCUCUCACCCAAUCACGUGCCCCUGCAACCUUGAAGCUAGCAAGCUCAACAACUGCUUACAAAUGUUUGCCAGCUAGCUCCUGUUAGCUAAAGCAACAACAAUGCUAAGGUUAUUCUGAGUCGACUAACUACAGUACACAUUAAUAGUAACUUAAUUAUGUAGCUUUCAAGCCUUAUCUUAAUAAGGCUGCUUGUCAGUGACUGCUCAUGCUACCUUGCUAGCUGGCAAACUAGCUUGACGGAUUUGUGAGUUUAGAUUAUUACUGCGCAUCUGAGUGAGGAGCUAGUGUUAGCAUUGUUAGCUCCUGAUGGCUAGUUGCCACCAAAAAAGCUUCUUAAACACAUUAAACCCUAGCUUUAUGAGACAGGGCUCAUGUGGUUGGCUGAAAGGUGAGCGAAGGCUUGCGACCAUGGAUGUAUAAACUGAACUGGAUAAAAGAACGGCGACGGGCCUUGAAACCAAUGUUCGUAGUGGCCGAACCGUAUAAUUACCUGCGGGUCCGUCACGCGUCUCCAUUUGUCCCACAAAGACUUUCCCCAUAGACUUGCAUUGGGAACAAUUUUUAGGUAAAUAAACUUCCCUGUACAAACACUUGAAUAGCUCUUAUUUAAAUCGUUCGUGCAUUUUACAACUUUUAAGACCUAAUGUCCAAAUACCGAGCUAUUUCCCUCGACAUAAUGAACUGCCGUUCAUGAGAGCGAGCCCAGGCUAAGCGGUUGUGAGGCGGUGUCAAAGGAAGCGCUAGUGGGCUUGCUCUAUGGGAUUCGGGAAAUUUUUACGCCCGGCAGUCAAACUUUUUUUGGCUUUAUGCACCACUCAAGCGUCUUUGAGUACCUAGAAAAUUGCUAUUUAAAUUAAAUGUAUUAGUUCCUCUGAGUAACUUUUAUAUGAAUGAACAGGGCCCCGCCUCCAACGCUGUAUUCAGUUCUCUUUCCACAUCCAUGGACGCGGCAACAAUGCACUCUCAGCUUUCGUAAAUUGGAUGAAUACGUAUUAGUUUGAUUAUCUGAUUUUGAAUACUUAAGUAAUUAAUAUACACAUGAUUGAUAUUGAGAUCAUGCGUUGAUAUUCAUUCCAAAUAUAAAUAAUUAAUGUAAUGAUGAUGUGAUUAUGCACGUUAAUUUAACACCAAUAAAUUGAGCAUUACAUCUUUUGAAGUUUCAAACCAAAAAAAUAAUCACCCAACUCAAACACAGUCACAAUAUUAACAUUUAAUUCAUUAAUUUAUACAUUUAUUUCAAAAAUUGAUGUUUUUUAUAUCCUUUGCUGUUUGGUACUGUAUUAAUUUUUGAUGAACAAGUCCUUUGUUUGUGCAAACAGUAAACCCUUAGAAGACAGACUGGAGUGGGGUAAAAAUAUUUAGGUGAAAGUCAGGUUUGAUUGGCUGACCUUGGAUUGAUUUAUAGAUAUUAAAGGAAACAUUCACUCUGAUGAUUUCCUACACAUACAGUCAGCAUUUGCUGUCCACUGCUUUCCACCACUUUGUUAUUUCAUGAUGAAGUUUUAUCAUUACGUCUUUAAUUUAGUCCUUAUGUAUCAACUUUCCCUCAACCUGCCCAGUCUAUUUUAGUUAGAAGUACAUUAUUUCCCAGAAUGCCUUUCAACAACCUCUACACAGGGGGGCAUUAUUGCUGCAAAUAAUUUUUACAGACCCGUAUAAACCAGUGUAUCUUAUGUAAACUGUCUAUUCCAACUGAUCAUCAUCAUGUAAUUGUAUCAUUUGAUUUCCUGCUUAACCUA
Cottoperca gobio is the source of this 4484-nucleotide messenger RNA. It is a transcript of the gene nampt2, whose product is annotated as nicotinamide phosphoribosyltransferase 2. The transcript is spliced from 13 exons. Lineage: Eukaryota; Metazoa; Chordata; Actinopteri; Perciformes; Bovichtidae. Gene Ontology annotation, molecular function: nicotinamide phosphoribosyltransferase activity. Bases 408 to 1970 code for a protein of 520 amino acids. The record is from RefSeq and is a predicted model, not a curated record. Gene Ontology annotation, biological process: NAD+ biosynthetic process.